AUGAAAACUUCUUGGUUUUUUUUUCUUCAACAUUUUAUUCUUAUUAAAAUAUUUUCUGGUUCUUUAGUCGACUAUAAAGCGUGUCAAAUUAAAUACAAUUGCACAACAACAAACUUAAAUCCGGGCGAGUGUCCAUCAGGAAAGUUUCUCGACACGCGAUAUACAAACAAUUGUUGUCACGGAUGUAGAUCGGGAAUCGGUCGCGGUGAAAGUGGCUGCAGUGUAACACGAGCGAACCGAAAAUGUGCACCAGGACUUAUAUGCGAUGAAGAUUUUUAUUGCAUUCUCGAGCGAACUUCUUGUUUACAUACUAUGCAUUUUGAUGAGAAUUUAGUUGGAUGGAAGCCAAAGUGUGAAAUUGAUGGAACAUAUUCGCCAAAGCAAUGUCGUGGAGAUAAAUUGACAGGAAGAUGCUUUUGUUAUGCUGAAGCUGGCGAAAGAGUCUUCGGUUGGAAAUGGUGGCGUAAUGCUGACAGCAUGACAUGCACUUGCAGUCGCCAAAGAUACAAAGCAGAAAAGUCAGGACGACUAGACGUGACAGUGCAUUGUUUGUCAAAUGGAAACUAUGAAGAUUUACAAUGUGAUAUGGGAAUUUGUUGGUGUGCUGAUGAAUCGGAUGGGCACAUCGUGAAAGGAACUUUUGCUGUUCCAGAAGCGUUGUGGACAUAUCUGCCUUGUUAUAACGAAAGCUUUCAUGGUGAUCAAUAUUUGAGGAAAUGUGAGAGUGCCGCUUUCGCACAAAAGAUUGCGCAAAAGAAACUUAUAAAUCGAGGCGCAAUAAAUGCAGUUCCAAGACAAAUUCAAUGUAAUUACGAUGGCACAUACGGUGAAAUUAUCAUUGAAAAUCCAUUAGCUUUUUGUCAAAUGCCCGACGGUUCAAAAUUAAAUUACGCAGCACCAUCAAAAAUGAUGUCUGACAUGAAUUGCAAUUGUGCACGAGAUGAAAAAAUAUUCACAAUGUCAGGAAUUGAAUUUAAUUUGAGAUGCAGCAACAAUGGUAACUACGAACCAAAUCAGGAUCAAAAUGGAAAAAUCUUUUGUGUGGAUCGUUAUGGAUUUUCCGUUUCACCACUUUUACAACCUGACUCAGGCCUUGAUUGUGAUCAAUAUAUUUAUUACGCACAAGAAGAUUUGUUUUUUGAAGAUGAAUUUGAAUACUGAACAAAUAGGUAUAGGUCAAACCAAAAGGUGCUGAAAAUCGAUUUGAUAUUCAAUUCAUUAAUUAUGAUCAAAUCAAAUAAAAAGCUAAAUCAACUG
Messenger RNA from Clunio marinus, 1257 nucleotides. The record is from the annotation of a GenBank genome assembly. NCBI's taxonomy places the organism in Eukaryota, Metazoa, Arthropoda, Insecta, Diptera, Chironomidae.